Molecule: messenger RNA, 1662 nt
Organism: Pseudoliparis swirei
Lineage: Eukaryota; Metazoa; Chordata; Actinopteri; Perciformes; Liparidae
Exons: 4
Coding region: 680-1342 (220 amino acids)
Source: RefSeq, a predicted model, not a curated record
AAUGAGAAGAUAGUUAAACAAAAUUGUAACAAUGUAAAAUAUGUCUGCAUAGGCAAAGUUAUAAUUGCUGACAACAUACUGAACCACUAAAAAUGAUGCUUAGAACUACAUUACAGUGGGUUUUGAUGCCCAUAGUGCAGAAACAACAAAUAAAUGAUAUUUGCACUGUAGGUACAUUGAGUGCAGGUAAUCUGGACAACAUCAUUAACUUAAUUGGAGGAACUUUGGAUAAAGAUAAAGUUUGUCUCAUGAUAAAAUAUCUCAACCUUACGCUUUAAGGCCACAGGGCGUGAUGCCAAAGUGAUCACUGAUUGCUGACAUGGAAGAUUAAUGUAGUAGUAAAACUGGUUAAAUCUAUUACAACAGGAAAUAAUUCAUGCAAUGCCAUGAAUCAGAAACAAGUUAUCUUUCAAUCACAGUAAAAUAACCACGGAAAGCUUAACUAGAAGUGGCAUUGAUCUUAUUCAAGACAGAUAUACACAGUAAAACGUUGGACUCUUAUUAGACUUGAUGACAGAAGGAGGAACUGAGUUGUAAUCAGCCGUUGGCACAGAGACACACAGGUACAAAGGUCAAGACAAUACCAUUCAUUUACUGGUGGGACUUUGGUCCAUCUUCACAGAAGGUGAAGAGGAGAAGAUUUGUUCGGAUCCAAAGCGUUGAGCAGAAAGCAGUCAACAUGUUCAGGUUUUCUCUGAUAAUCUGUGUUUAUCUGAUAUUUGGCAUCACGGCAAAGCCAUACAAACCCUGGAACAAACUCACAGAUGAAGCAUUCCGGGAUACGGUUGUGUCCUUAGAUAACAAAGUAAAGAUGUCGUGGGGAGUGGAAGUGGAGCCUCCCGAGGACAUGGAUGAGACUCACUAUGACAUCGACCCUCGCAUGAUGAUUUGGAAGAGUAUGACAGCCAGCGGAGAGGACAAAAAGCACCGGAAGGCCGAAGAAGACUUGGAUGAGCUGUACCAUCCUUCACUGGACAAUCUCCUCAAUGACCGAAUCCAAAACCUGGAUGCCCUCCCUACUGACGACAUCCGGGCAGCACCCUGGCAGGAAGAUUCCCACAUCAAGAACCAUCAGAAAAAUGAGGAGGAUAAAGAUGACAUCGACCCCGGUUUCAGUCAGCUGGCCUCCGAUGAGCCCGAGCAGGACUGGGAUGAAGUCUACCACAAAGCGAGGGAGGAGCUGGACGUAUAUCUGUCUCCACUAGUGGCUGGAUACAAAGCUGGUGCAGAGGUCCGCGUAGCACACUCUGAACCAGAGAAGGAUGAGGACGCGCUGUAUCACCGUGACGACCAGGGUUCACCUGUGCAGAUGGAGCUGCUGAGUCGUGAGGUCAUGGAUUAAAGUGAGAUCAGAAUUCACCUUCAACCAGAGGAGGACAUGGAUGACGUGGACCACAAAGACCCCCUGAUGCUCACCCCUAACCAAGAUGAUACUGAAGUUGUCGUUUUUGUACCAUCUCAGAGGAAGCACAGCCAACCAGAGGACGAUCUGGACGAUCUCUACUACCAGUGAUCCUUCAACAACUCUUCCAGUGUAGAUCCCUACCAUUUCAGAGACACAUAGCUGAUACACGGGGAAGUUAAUUAAUAAAUGAGUGUCAUUUCAUAUCAUGAAACUGUCUUCAGAAGAAAUAAACAUCUAAAUCUGUUGAUAAAAGACUU